Eruca vesicaria subsp. sativa (arugula) is the source of this 642-nucleotide messenger RNA. Lineage: Eukaryota; Viridiplantae; Streptophyta; Magnoliopsida; Brassicales; Brassicaceae. The record is from the annotation of a GenBank genome assembly.
UUCUCUGGAGAAAGAGGAGACUCGGGAGAGAAACAAUUUGCUGAACGGUGGGAGAUGGUGAGCUCAGUGACGACGCUGCUGCUAUGUAGUCUUCUUCUUCUCGGAACCCUAAGCGCGAUUCAGGCCAAAAAUUCCAAGGAGAAUUUAAAGGAGAUCACACACAAGGUUUAUUUCGAUGUUGAGAUUGAUGGGAAAGAAGCUGGUCGUAUUGUCAUGGGUCUAUAUGGAAAGACCGUCCCUAAAACUGCAGAGAAUUUCCGAGCUUUGUGCACAGGGGAGAAAGGAAUAGGUAAGAAAGGGAAGGCUCUACAUUACAAGGGGAGCUCAUUCCAUAGGAUCAUACCAAGCUUUAUGCUCCAAGGAGGCGAUUUCACCGAUGGCAAUGGUAUGGGAGGAGAGUCUAUCUAUGGUGAGACGUUUGCUGAUGAGAACUUCAAACUCAAGCAUACUGGUCCAGGGCUUCUAUCAAUGGCAAACGCCAGGCAAGACACCAACGGAUCUCAGUUUUUCAUCACAACAGUGACUACAAGCUGGAGCGGAAGACUCAAUACAUGGCGGAGUUAGAACACAAGGUGCAGACCCUUCAGACUGAGGCCACUACAUUAUCUGCUCAGCUCACGCGUUUGCAGAGAGAUUCAAUGG